This is a messenger RNA of Chrysochloris asiatica (Cape golden mole), 1843 nucleotides long. RefSeq names its product jun B proto-oncogene (gene JUNB). NCBI's taxonomy places the organism in Eukaryota, Metazoa, Chordata, Mammalia, Afrosoricida, Chrysochloridae. Gene Ontology annotation, molecular function: DNA-binding transcription factor activity, RNA polymerase II-specific; transcription factor binding; RNA polymerase II cis-regulatory region sequence-specific DNA binding. The record is from RefSeq and is a predicted model, not a curated record. The transcript has a single exon. Gene Ontology annotation, cellular component: transcription regulator complex. Gene Ontology annotation, biological process: regulation of transcription by RNA polymerase II; regulation of cell population proliferation; regulation of cell cycle. The coding region runs from base 287 to 1327 and encodes 346 amino acids.
GACCUUGAGCGCUGCCAGGCCAUCAUCUUAACCUGCAGGGAACGGGAAGCUGGGGGAAGCGACACCGAGAAAACGAUCGCAUCAAAGAGGCCAGGAAGGACACGGAAAGCAGGGUAGAGCCUUCGCGCACAGCCUCCGGCUGGCCGCUCCCCACCCAAACCAGCCCCCAGGAACGCGCGUCCCGACACCCAGUCCAGCUACCACCGCGGACAGCGCGCCACUAGCUGCAGUGAGGCCCGGGGCGGUUCCGCCGGGACCCCCCACCAAAACCCGCCGGACCGCCCGGAUGUGCACUAAAAUGGAACAGCCCUUCUACCACGACGACUCAUACACAGCUGCGGGCUACGGGCGAGCCCCUGGUGGCCUCACUCUACACGACUACAAACUCAUGAAACCGAGCCUGGCGCUCAACCUGGCAGACCCCUACCGAAGCCUUAAAGCUACCAGUGCGCGGGGUCCCGGACCGGAGGGCAGCAGCGGCAGUUACUUUCCCAGCCAGGGCUCGGACUCGGGCGCGUCACUCAAGCUAGCUUCGUCGGAGCUGGAGCGCCUGAUCGUCCCCAACAGCAACGGAGUGAUCACGACGACGCCCACGCCACCGGGACAGUACUUUUACCCCCGUGGGGGUGGCAGCGGCGGAGGUGCGGGGGGUGCUGGAGGAGGCGUCACUGAAGAGCAGGAGGGCUUCGCCGACGGUUUUGUCAAAGCUCUGGACGACCUGCACAAGAUGAACCACGUGACGCCCCCAAACGUGUCUCUGGGCGCCAGCGGGGGUCCCCCGGCUGGACCCGGCGGGGUCUAUGCGGGCCCGGAGCCGCCUCCGGUCUACACCAACCUCAGCAGCUAUUCUCCCGCUUCUGCACCCUCUGGAGGUGCCGGGGCAGCCGUUGGGACUGGGAGUUCGUACCCGACGGCCACCAUCAGCUACCUCCCACACGCGCCACCCUUUGCCGGCGGCCACCCUGCGCAGCUGGGCCUGGGCCGCGGCGCCUCCACGUUCAAAGAGGAACCACAGACGGUGCCGGAGGCGCGCAGUCGCGACGCCACGCCGCCUGUGUCUCCCAUCAACAUGGAAGAUCAGGAGCGCAUCAAAGUGGAGCGCAAGCGGCUGCGGAAUCGGCUGGCGGCCACCAAGUGCCGGAAGCGGAAGCUGGAGCGCAUCGCGCGCCUGGAGGACAAGGUGAAGACACUCAAGGCGGAGAACGCAGGGCUGUCGAACACGGCCGGCCUCCUCCGGGAGCAGGUGGCCCAGCUCAAACAGAAGGUCAUGACCCACGUCAGCAACGGCUGCCAGCUGCUGCUCGGGGUCAAAGGACAUGCCUUCUGAGCGCCCCCUCCCCCCGUACGGACACCCCCUCCAGCCUAGACGGCUGGGCGCACGCCUCCUAGGGGGGCGAGGAAGCAGAAGAUGGACAGCCGCCCCGGGGCCUGGGGGCGCCACAAACUACACUGGACUCCAGCCCGCCGGCUCCCGCCCAAUCCUUCCACCUCGACGUUUACAAGCUCCCCCUUACACGGUUUUUUCUUCUGUAUGUUUCUCCCUCCCCCCUUUUUUCUGCUGGAAACAGACUCGAUUCAUAUUGAAUAUAAUAUAUUUGUGUAUUUAACAGGGAGGGGAGGAGGGGGCGAUCGCGGCGGAGCUGGCCCCGCCGCUCGGUACUCUAGCCCGCGGGAACACUGGGGAGGGGACCCCGCCCCCUGCCCUCCCCCUCUGCACCGUACUGUGGAGAAAAAACACGCACUUGGUCGCUAAAGAGUUUAUUUUAAGAUGUGUUUGUGUGUGUGUGUGUGCGUUUGUUGUUCUUUUUAUUGAAUUUAUUUAAGUAAAAAAAAUGGUUCUUUA